This is a messenger RNA of Zerene cesonia (dogface butterfly), 2798 nucleotides long. Its product is annotated as zinc finger protein 791-like. Bases 83 to 2761 code for a protein of 892 amino acids. The record is from RefSeq and is a predicted model, not a curated record. NCBI's taxonomy places the organism in Eukaryota, Metazoa, Arthropoda, Insecta, Lepidoptera, Pieridae. The transcript has a single exon.
AAAUUUGUAUUCGAGCCGAGCACAAUAACUAAUCCCGCCGGCGUUGUUCACAAAUAAAAUAUCAAAUUAACACCAAUACAAAAUGGAUGAACCGGAGAUUGAUAUAGAUGAAACGCUUAUGCUAGGCGCAGUUGACGAUACAGUUUGCAAUAUUUGCUGCGCCGAAUUCCUCGAUGUGGAAGAUUUACAAAUGCAUAUUGCCCAAGUGCAUCUAAACGAGAAACGUAAGUUGCGUUUUUGCGUAAUCUGCGUUAAAAUAUUCGGUGACAUCGAACAGUAUAUGGCCCACAUGUUGCACGAACACCUCGCCACGCUAGAAUGUUGCAAACACUGCUUUCGCCUGUUCCCCGAUCUCAACAGCAAGAUGUCGCACGAAAAGAAACACAAAUACCGUUGCAAGAAGGAGAUAUUCUGCUCGCAAUGUAGCGAGUGUUUCAACGACAAGAUCUUUCUAGAACGACACGAGUUCAAAGCGCAUCUGGAUUGUGGGGAAGGGAUCAUGCUGAACCAUGGCUAUUCAGUACUGUCGUCAUUGUUAAACAUGAACGUGCGAAGGUUCUUAUGUAGUUAUAACGAAGAGAUGACGUAUGUGUGUGCACGGUGUCAGUUUUCCUCGGUCAGUAUGGAAGCUUACCUAAACCACAUCAAGUUGACCGCCUGCCAGACGUACGCUUGCGAUAUGUGCCUCAAUGUCUACUUACGGAAGAAAAAUCUCAUCCGACACUUCUUGUCUCGACACGGACAUAAUGAUAAACAUAAUAUAGUCGAGUGUCCCAAAUGUCAGGUAAUGUACACCCGUAGUGCGCUCAAAGUGCACGAAAAGACCUGUUCCAUGCUGAAAUGUUUAGAAUGCAACAUAAUGUUUAAGUCUGUGACUGAUAUAACCAACCAUAAGGUGCGUGUGCAUCAGGAAUGCAUAUUGGUCGAACGAUGCCGCUUCUGCAAUAGACAAGUUAUUGGACAUGAUAAUAUGAAAAAACAUAUUGAAAGAACUCACCAGGGCACUAUGCAUUUGUACAAAUACAAGUGUGUUUACUGCGAUUUGAUAUUCAACCAUCCGAAAAAGUUAUUCGGCCACUUUUUCUCCAGCCACAAGGAUUUAGAACCCUACACCUGUAAUAUUUGCGAUAAAAAAUUUCGUAUUAGAAAGAAAUUUACAGUGCAUGUACACGCCAUGCAUCAUAACAUUGGCUUCUUGGAGUUCAAUGAAAAUUAUCAUGUCUCGUUCAGUGCGAAAAAAUCGGAGAAGACAUUUGUGCCGCAAAGUAUAUAUUUCGAUUCAGUGGUAAUUGAAUCAAAUGAUGAGGAUGAUAAACCAGACGAUAUAAAAACAACUACAAGUCAAGAAAUAGGCGCUGGUAAUGAAAGUACUAAAAAAUCUUUAGCAGAUGAAGAAACUACUGAUGUUGAUGCAAAGUCUGAAACAGUUAAAAACGGAAAUAGAAAACGUGUAUUUAAAAAAAGACAAGUGAAGCACAGGACAAAAGUAACUGAUUUCGAUUCGGACGAUUCUGAUGUGCCGCUUCAAAACUUCUGCAAGCAGAGCUCGUUCAAUUUCGGCCGCGCGCCGUGGAACACAAAGAAAAAUAAGAAGAUCUUUCAGCCAAAGACUUCGUUCACAUGCGAGAAAUGCAAUAAAAAUUGUUACACGUCACAGAAUUACCAAUAUCACAUGAGUUUGCACGCUGAACACGGCACCAAGAAGUGUUUCAAAUGUGAAGCUACGUUUCAAACUGAAUCUGCUCUAAAGGAGCACAUGGAUGCCGAACAUAAGAACUCCGGACUCAUUGAAACCCUUAAAAGAGUACUGGAACGGCAGAAAUUGCAAACGGUUAAGUCCAAAGAGGAUAUAUGUUUGAACAGACAAGAUAGAUUUAAAGUCAACCUUAAAAAGGUGAUAUGUGUGGACAGUGAGACACCAGCUACUAUGACCAUUGUAACAGAUAACACCAGCAAAUCCAAAAAGGAGUCAGUGAAGAAUUUCAUAGAGAACUUCAUGCCAGAUCUUUCUACUGAUGGUGUUCGAGUGAAAGACUGUGUUACGAUGCGAAUCACGUCUGAAGUCAAACCGCCCACAAUAACCCUACAGCGCUGCGACCCACGGCCAAUGGAUUUCACAUCGGGGCUAAAAAAACCCGUCCCAUUUAAACAUAUUAAUGAUGAACGUCACAGAGUGGACGUUAAAUUGGUAUAUGGCGAAAUAAAACGCGCGAAAUUGAAUUACGGCGAUAAAUUAUGUACUCUCAACAGACAGAACAGCGUGUUGAACGAGGAUCACUCGUAUUGCGAGGAAUAUCACCCCAACGAUGAUGUAGACGACAAUAAUGAUGAUGAUGAUUAUAGAUCGCAACAGAUUCCAGAAGUGGCUGAAGAAGUUAUGUUAGCAACGGAAGAAAUUAAAACACAUCAAACGAUAACAGUUCCCAAUGUGCCGAGUGAAUAUAAAUCUAUUCGUAUUGGCACAUUGCAACCCCAAGCACCGUACUAUAAAAUAUUGAAAAUCGACGACAUCCUGAAGGGGGAAACGGAUGAUGAGGAAACGAAGAAAGGCGACGGGAAAUAUGUGAGUCUACCAGAUGGUACCCAACUGGUAGCGGUUAAUCCAUUAGCUCAUUUGAUUGAUACGGAUGGCUUAAAGAAAAAAAUGCCCAAGAAAUACUACAAGCCGAAGCAAAAGGACAUAGGUGCGGCCAUAUCGAAGUUUUUAACGUCCACUCCAAAGAAAAAAUCCCGUAAAAAGAGUGUAAAUUUCAAUGUAUAGGUCAACCGUAAUGUUAGGUUAGGCUUAUCAUAUAUGU